CGCACCCUGUCUACAGGGCCGGGACCUUAAAUAUGAUGUCAAAAAACAAGUUAUUCUCUCCCUUCAUUCCACUAACCUAGUACGUCUUGAUAUGUUGAAUUAAUGACUAACGCCCUGGCUCCUGUGAGUCAUCAUUUCGUGCUCUAUCACUGAUCAAAAAAUCCCGAUACGCGAAUUGGACUAGACGUUCGUCUUGUGAACAAUGAUAAUGAGUGCCUAACCAUUCAGUGGUCUGUGACGUGAUUCUAUUCAUAUAAUCGUCGGGAGACACCACGCGGGCAUUCAUUCAAGAGUGCUUGAACAGAGUCUUGUUAAAAUUAUUGUGCGUUAAACUAUAAAUGUUGUUUUAAGUGGAUCGCUUUGCGCCGUGGUGUGACAGCAGUGACGAGAAUAUAAUGGGAUGACAGCAAAUACGGAUUCAUGGAAAAGGUUUGGCGUCGAGUCGGUCUCCAUUCCUCCCGCAAGAAAAGGGAUGGAAGUGGGACUAGCAGGGAAGUGACGUCAUCGGCUCCGCCAGAAGCCGAGUACCAGAAUAUCCACACAUUAAGAACAGCUGAUUUGAUACGUCAGCGUCAGGGAGAGGAGAAGUCGACGCUUCGUUCUUCGUAUAUUAUACGGAACGGCGACAAUUUUAUUCUCGUUGAAAGACGCAGACGUAGACGACGAAGGAGUGGAACCAGAGCGUCAUCAGGCGGGCGGCAUCAUACUCCUCCCGUUGAGGAGACGAACACCCGUACCGAACAAAAGCGCCGCCCACCCGCCAAGUUGAAAAUAUUUGGCAUUCAAUGGCCUUUACAUUCAAGUGAUUCGAGGCACACUUCGAUCACCCGCCGUUUCUGCCGCGGGCGGCGGUCGCGUGAGGACAACGAACUUUACCGUUCCAACAGCUUCAAGUUCGAGAGGUUCGCCCGCGAACCGCCGGCGGAGGAGUUCACCACCAGCUCACAGGCCGCGUUGUGUGCAGACUACAGCGUCCCCGUCGACUGCGUGUCCGCUGGCCCAGCGCCCCGUCCGAGCUCCUUCCACGAGAUAUCCGCUCCUAAGGUUGAAUUUCUAGAGGCAUAUUGCACACCAAGAGACACAGCGCGCAGAUCUCCACAACACAAGCGUCGCUCUCGAGAACCACGUCGUUCACCAGACACCAGAUGGCGAAACGAUUCCCGUAGACAAAACUACGAUUUUGAAAGACGACCAUACGAAUACGAAUCGAGGAGAUACUUCGGAAGGGAAUACGACGCAGAUUCCGGAAGGCGGGCAUUUGACGCUGAGUCAGCGCGAAGACGCGCAGAUUACGAGUCUGCCAGAAGGACAGACUUUGAUUUGUCUGCUCCCGAGUCACGUAGAAGCCCUGAGAGCGCGCCCGAGGGAUCCGCGGACUCCCCACCAGAGCCAGCGCCUUCAGCUCCUUUGAGACAGGAACGACAAUCGAGACAUCGUUCACAGCAAUAUUACGAGUCUGAAUCAUCAACAGACGACAGGUCGUCCUCAACAGAAGAAGAAGAGGAAGAAGACGAGUUCGGUGAAUUUGAUCCAUUUGCAACUGCACCGUCCUUGCAUUCGCCUGACAGUGGACGUUCUGAUCCACGUUACGCAAACGCUCCUCGCAGAAAUCCUAGUCCAUAUUAUUACGGCGAUUUGUUUAAAACUGCACCGCCCCCACCUGCACCUUCAGCCCCAGCAGCAUCCUCGACGUCAUCUUCACGAGGAACACGCUACCGAAAAUCGGCUAGUCUUGACGCCCCACACGUUGCUCAAAGACCAAACCUGCCAAAACGAUUCUCAGUGGCUGAAGAUGGCUUUCGUGAGCUAGAGCGAUCGUCAUCUUCGUCUGGAGAGAGCGCGUGGAUGCCGCCGAGGCGUCGUGGGCGCGACGCGGCCGGCUGCGCGUGCGCCGCGCCCGAAGAUGUAGAUGAGCACCGUCCAUCUCGUAGCGUAUUUUAUGUGCCGGCGCCUUUGCCACGCUGGCCACAAGAAAUGACCACUCGACAGAUAUAUGAGACUGCUUUCGACUGCAAAAUUGCACGUUCUGAUGAUGAUUUGGAUGACUUUGACCGCGUUAGCAAUCAUCCGGCCUUGUUACAAGCCGAAGAGCGUAAAGUUAUAUCAUCAGAGCCAUCAGCUUUUGAAGCUGUUGAGCGGAGUGAACCAGACUAUAAAGGACGGCGCAAGGUGACUAUGAAAACAGAUAGCGUUCGGCGCUCAAAAAUUCCAACUAUACGACAGAAAAGGGAAAAUGAGAAUCAUCGUGACAAGCUCACAUUAAAUUUCAACAGUGGCAGUAGUGGAUCAAGCGGUUCUAAGGGAUUGCACUUAAAUCUGGGACCCAUAGCACCACCUCGAGAUUUAGUUGAUGCGUCUCUUCCACUUGACCGACAAGGGUGGUAUCAUGGAACGUUGUCGCGCGUAGAAGCUGAAAGUUUGCUCAGAGAUGCAGAGGAAGGGGCUUUCUUAGUUCGGAAUAGCGAGUCUGCUAAACAUGAUUACUCGCUCAGUUUGAAGUCUACCCGUGGUUUUAUGCACAUGCGUAUAUGUCGUGGAGGUGAUGGAUAUACUUUGGGAGGGGCCUCAACUGCAUUUCCUACAGUGCCUGCUUUAAUGAGACAUUAUGUUACGGCUCAAAGACUACCGGUCAGGGGAGCGGAACAUAUGGCUCUGUCAACUCCACUACCAGCCGUUAUGCUUUGAGGACAGAAGUAGACUGUGGGCAUCGUCCACUGGAUUUCUUCUGACACGCAAUCAACUUAUUGGCGAUUGCUUGAGUUGCUCGAGUUCAUUCUGCCAAGGCCUGAAGAUUUGAAAGACUUCGGGGUGGAGGAGGAAAAAUCGCCAAUGAUUUUAGUUGCGUCCGCUUUCAGGUUUCAGUUAGCAUCGCAUUCAGACGGGUGUAAAUAUGGAAGCAAGUUUUCUUUUAGAAAUUUUUGAUACAUUAGCAGUUGUAUGUGUAUCUCUGUAUAGUUUUAGCGUCCAGUGAAUAAUACCAAAGAGUUUUAGGAUAUGUUUAGCUUUUUAAGGGGCUUUUGUAUUUUAACCGCUCGGAAUACACUAUUUCUUAUUAUGCUAGUCCAUACACCGCAGCAACCUGUAUUCUUAAAUAAUUAAUUUAUUAGUGAAUGUAAUCAUCUUAUUUAUUUCAUAUUCACAUUAUUAUAGCUAUUAUCAGAACGUAGUUUUGUUAUCGCUUGCUAUUAAUUCAUUACAAUCAUUCUAAGAUGUGUAAACACUCAUUUAUGGGUUUAUUUAUUGACGUAAAUGAUAAGUUCGUAAUGUAACCACAAGCAAUUUUAUGUAUUUUUAUGUGUUUUAUGUACAUAAUUUGGGGCCUAAUUAUAUUACUGGGCUGGAUUUGGCGGGUUCGAUAUUUAAGUAUCAUUCAUGCACAAAAAGUCAGAAUAAUAUCUGAUGUACACUAACUGAAAACAAUAUAGUCCACAUAGUCCGUUCGUUGACUUAAAUAGUAUUAAAGUGGUAGUGAUUCAUCGUUUUCAAGGCGGUCACGAAUACCGUAUCGAUUUUAAGCAAGGUACAAACUGGUACACGCAUUGUGACAGACCUUUAACUAGCUAUUUAUACCGUAAUAGACUAAGGAGUUUUAAUUUUUGCACCGUAGUUAUUAAAUAGUUUUUCAUCCACGUAAUAAAAUAUUGAGCUUAGAUUAAGAGUACAACUUGAAUACUAUGCGAUUCAAUUAAGAAUAGGAACGUCAAUGACCUUCUUGUGUCAAUUUCGUGUCAAAUGUCUUUUGAAAAAUACGAUUUUCCUGGAAAUUUUCUUUUCAUAAUCGGUUUAUUUUAUUUUGCCUGACUUUUACCACUUAUUAUGCUGUGCCUUUUCAUAAAUUUUAAAGACACACAUUUUUGUAAUUUAGA
Messenger RNA from Zerene cesonia (dogface butterfly), 3866 nucleotides. RefSeq lists its product as uncharacterized. Gene Ontology annotation, molecular function: phosphotyrosine residue binding. NCBI's taxonomy places the organism in Eukaryota, Metazoa, Arthropoda, Insecta, Lepidoptera, Pieridae. Bases 421 to 2685 code for a protein of 754 amino acids. The transcript has 8 exons. The record is from RefSeq and is a predicted model, not a curated record.